AUGGGGACGAGGCUGCUGGGAGCCACCCUUCUCCUGUCCCUGGUGGAUGCCCUGCAGGCCUUUGCCAUUGAGAAGAAAGGGGAUGUGUUCAAGAAGACGGCGUGUCCUGCCUUCCUGCUAUUCGAGAGCGUCGCGUACUUGGCGGACAUGACCUUCGAGCUGCCCUGCAAGUGCAAGCCCGAGGAGACCUCCUCUGUGGUCUGGUACUUCCAGAAGAACCUGCACAGCCACGAAACCACGGUGCUGACAGACUUCAACGGCACCGUGAUUGUGGACUCCAGCCACAUCCGCGUGGGCAGCGACCUCCUGAAGCGCUUCAGCAUCCGCAUGUUCAGCCUGAUCGUGUUCCGAGCGCAGGGGAGGGACUCGGGCCAUUACCUGUGCGGCACCAAGGAAGGGCUCUUCUUCUACGGCUACGACGUGGACGUGCAGCCCACCAGGCAGAUCACGGUGGCUUUCCUGGAUAAGGACCAGCACGUCCAGGAGGACUACACAGGGAAGGAUUUCACCCUGUUCACCAUGUUCUGGGACUGGACCAGCUGCGACCGCUGCGGCGUGCGGGGCGAGCAGCGGCGCAUCGGGCUCUGCUACGUGCAGAGCGCCGAGCUGAAGCCCCGCUACCGCACAACCCUCCCCAACGUCACCUCCUGCGGCUCCAGGGCUGUGCCCGCACGCUUCGGGAGCCUCAUCCACCUCCGGAACCCCGAGGUGGCCAUCAGGAGCUGCCUGGCCUCCUGCUCGGAGAAGGAAGCCCCCGAGGAGGGCGUGCAGUCCAUCUCCAACAUCAUUUACAAGCUGGGCAAGAGACCCGAGCUGCCCCACGUCCCCAUCCAGUACCACAACCAGCUCCCCAAAACUGACCUGGUGAUCUCGUGCCCGGGAGCGCGGCCGGAGCACGCCGUGGCCUGGGACAAGGGCUCCAUGCGCCUCUACCGCUCCUACUACCUGCUGGGGGUCAGGAAGAACAUGAGGCUCUUCAUCGACCACGGGAACCACCUGCACAUCCAGCGGGUGCACAGCAAGGACAAAGCCACCUACUUCUGCUGGAGGGAGGGCGAGCUGGUGGCCGGCUUCCAGCUCAGCAUCAUCUUCCAGCCCCGGCACCAGCGGAGCCCCAGAGACCCCGAGUCGAUCUUCGUCAUGAGGGCCGUGGGCAUCAGCUUUGCCAUCGUCAUCGGCAUCUUCUUCCUCGUCCACUUGUCCUGCUACAUCUCUCAGGUGUUCAGGAAAGCGGCCAAGCCAUAG
This is a messenger RNA of Passer montanus (Eurasian tree sparrow), 1245 nucleotides long. RefSeq names its product family with sequence similarity 187 member A (gene FAM187A). The coding region runs from base 1 to 1245 and encodes 414 amino acids. NCBI's taxonomy places the organism in Eukaryota, Metazoa, Chordata, Aves, Passeriformes, Passeridae. The transcript has a single exon. The record is from RefSeq and is a predicted model, not a curated record.